Molecule: messenger RNA, 1249 nt
Organism: Drosophila willistoni
Lineage: Eukaryota; Metazoa; Arthropoda; Insecta; Diptera; Drosophilidae
Product: cold shock domain-containing protein CG9705
Exons: 4
Coding region: 269-700 (143 amino acids)
Biological process (GO): regulation of mRNA stability
Cellular component (GO): cytoplasm
Molecular function (GO): mRNA 3'-UTR binding
Source: RefSeq, a predicted model, not a curated record
UGCAUCAGUCUGCAAGAGAGAAAGAGAGCAAAAGCGAAAGAGAAGCCGCCAAGAAGAAGGCGGACAAAAUUGUAUUUGUUUUACAGCUAAUUGAAGUAUAAGCACAGAAACGUCAACACAACCUUGGCUACUGUCCAUUUACACACCACACACACCGAUAAAUCACAAACACACACACAUACAGGCAAGCAAAAAGCCGCUACCAUCUAACAACAAAAAAAGCAGGGAAUAGCCGCCACAGCCACCGCCAAGCAUCAAAAAAUAAAAAAUGGCCGAGCCAAAAACACCAGAGAAACUUUCAGCCAAGCCGCCAGUAUUCCAUCAUCAAAAUAGCCAUAGUCCAAAUGCUUCACUGCAGCUGCCCAGUCCAAUUAUUACGCGGCGCACACGCACGGCCUCGACGUCGGCUCGUGCCUUGGAAAACCCCAUGGUCACUGGUGUGGUGAAAUCCUUUAGCCGCACCAAAGGACAUGGCUUUAUAACCCCCCAGGCCGGGGGCGAGGAUGUUUUCUGUCAUGUUUCCGACAUUGAAGGUGAAUAUGUCCCCAUGCCUGGAGAUGAGGUCAAAUAUCGUUUAUGCGCCAUUCCACCAAAAUAUGAGAAACAUCAGGCCGUUCAUGUGCAGAUAAGCAACUUGACGCCAGAAGUUCAUCAUAAGUGGGAGGAGCCUAUUUUUGGUUCAUCAUCGCCAGCCAAAUAAAGGGGCAAAACAACAAGCAAAUUGAAAAACACAUUAAAAGAGCAACAAAAAAACAAAACAAAAAACAAGCAAAUGGCCUUCCAACUCGAUUUUUUUUCCAAACAUUCAUUCAAUCAAUUUCAAUUGAAAACAGAACACAAAUUCAAUAUAUUAUUGUGUUUUUAGUAGUGUUUAAAACGAAGGCAUGAGAAAGAGCGAAACUUAAAGUUGACUCUUGAAAAAACCAGUUUCCCAUUUUUUAAAUAUUUGUAAUAAGAAUUUAUCUAAAGUCGAGUGAAACUGUAAUUGAAUUUGAAAUUGUUAUGCACAGGGUAGGUGGGGGGAAAGAAGCCUCUGCGUUUUGUAUAUCUAAUUGUGCUUGGAGCCUGUGUCUGUAUUAGUCAGUUGUUGGUCAGCCAGUCAAUCAGUAAUUACUUUUAAUUAUCAAACAAUAUUCUAAAUGUGUUCGCAAAAACAAAACAAAAAACAAAAUUAAGCAGAUUAACAGUAAAUACCCUCAGCCAAUUCACUUUAUUAUUAUUAUAAAUAAAAAAUUAAUACGAAACGCAA